UUGUAAGAGAGCGUCCGCGAGGCAGGCAGGCUGCCGGUUUAUUCCUGAUCGAAUGUUUUUGUACGUCCGCCGCGCAAUCCUAAUUGAAUUCGCUGUUGGCAGGCGAAGUUGCACCGGGAGAGCCGUAUUAUACGUAGAGAAUUUCUCAUUCUUUUCUCAAAACUUGCGUCCGUCCUCUCGGUUUCUCUUCGAGAUCAAAAUACGUGGUUCCAAAGUGGACCUCUCGAGUUUGGAAAGAAUCGCGAUGCAGGAAUUGACGUCAUUUUUCCCGUACAGCUGAUUCUGCAAGGAUUAUAAAAAUAGUUUAUAAAAGAUAAAAUUAAAUAAUCGAAGGAAUUUAUGAGGUACUUGUAUAAAAGGGAUUCGUACGUGAUAUUCCGUCAUUGGAUGUUUCUGACCGUGCCUUUAAGAAUUUGUGACCAUUCCGCAACAUGUUCACGGUCGUACUGGAAGAAGCGUACCGGAAGAAGAAGGAUAAAGUAGAGGAGGAAGACGGAGAGGCUUUCAGCUGCGUAGGAUAACAAUGGACUACUUGUUGGAGGUAGUCCGUUCCACUGAUACAACGGUUAUACUAUUGAUUAUUCAUUGAGGAUAGACGCUCUUGAAGAGAGUAUCGGCGAUUCGGAAGAUCCAUCUAAAAAUAGAAUUCUAAUUCUAAUUCUAAUUAUAUAUUUCCGAUUAUUGAUGAACGUGAACUUUUCUUAUACAAUCUGGGGAAAACUUCCGCUUCGUCGCGUCGUAAACUUCUUGCAUAUGUAACAUGAAGUUUUAUAAAAUCAUGAGUUCGUGGUAACAUCAUCGAGGCAUCACGAUAAUAAAUAUAAAAAUAUAAAGGAAAAGGGAUGAAAUAAAAAUUUAUAUUUUAUAUCAAAGAGAUGCGUCCCUUUUCCUCUUAUUUUUCUUUCAGUUAAACAUUCAGUGUUUCCUCGAUGUGCUUAAACUUGAACGAAUCUUAAGUAUUAGAAAAUAUGUGUAUAGCAAUUUAUAAGUAUUUUGUAAUGUGUAAGUUGAGCGUAGAAUGCAAAUGUGAGAUGUGGUGAAUUUACGCAACACGGAAGUAAAAUUCAAUUGUCGGCAAGAUAUAAAGAACGAAUGGGGAAACUGCACAGAAAACCGACAAUUAAAAGACGUUAAAAAAACUGGUUCUCCGUCAAGACUUCUUUUCACUUUUUUCUUGCUAAUUUGAAUUUUGAUUUCCGUGUAUUCCUAUAUACACUUUUUCAAGUUUCCAAUCAAACGAUUUAAAAAUGGAUUCUGCAAUUAUGUGCAUCCGAAAUUAAAGAGAAUUAAAAUUCUCGAGAUUUAUUUAUUGCAAAAAUGAAUACGUAAUUGAAAUUUUUAUUUUUUUACUGUGAAUGCCUAAUUUAUAAUAUUAGAAGUUCCAUAAUCCUCUCUCUUGCCGUAUUCUUGCAGUUUAUUAUAAGUCUAAAUUCGAUCAAUCGGUCCAUUUUUAACUCGUAUAUUAAAUAGUAAGAAAAUUAUUCAAGAUGAUUAUGACUUAUACAUGUAAAACUAAAUAUUCUUCAAGACUUAUUUUUCCAAGAUAGUAACCCAGACAGCACCAUGUCUAAAAUUGGCGCAUAAGAUAUCUUUAACAAAUUCUGAUAUUAUAUCCAAAAGAUAUCUUAAAGAAGUUUUAUAUGCGCCAAUGUUGAACAUGGUGCUGUCCGGGAAGAAACGGGAAAAAGCGUCCGAAGCAUGUACGAAAAAGCGGAGAGCGAUGGCUGUUUGCGUUGUGCACGCAGCCUUAUUCCGUUCGAACUCGCUCUCCCCGGCGUGCUCCCGAGAGUCCGUCUGCGAGAUCUCUAUCUCGCUCUUCACGGAGAGGUCUCUCGGCCUCCCUCUCAUUGAGAGUCAGUCAGUCAGUCAGUCAGUCUGACGGAGCGACGCGGUUCGCACGCAUCGUACCGUACGCGACAAGCGUGCAGACACGCACGCGAGGAUUCAUCUCUUUCGAAGCGAUAUCAUAUAUAUAUACAAAUCCUUCUUCUCUCCGCUUCCCCUUAUCAAUCGAGGGGGUGGACAACCGCGCAUUGAAAUCACUUCGUCAUCGGGGAGGGGAGGGUAGAAAAGAGGAUCCUCUCCUCCGCACCGUGGGUUACGUCCGAGGUGACCCCGUGAAAUCCCAGAUUUCACACGCGUCGAAGCGGACGGCACGCGAGCUCCGCUUUCAGGGGAGAGAUAAGCGACCGGGGAAACGUUGCCCUCUGCGUUACCUAUCCUAUCUGUAUCCUGUUUCUUUUUUUUUUUUUUUUUCGACGACUGCCAGAGGGAAGGAGCGGUCUUCCUCUUCUUCCUCCUCCUCGCACCGGUGUCGUGCGUGCAACACCUGGCGGUGGCACCAAGCGGUCCUCGUCGCGGACGAUUAUUAUGCGAUCGGCUGCGGCCGCCCUGGCCGCGGUGACGGCGCUCGUCGUUCUACUCCUGGACGACGCGCUCGCCCGGCACAAGAACCGCUCCGGGAACGGCGCCCAAAAGCCGUCCGAUAUCUCUCUCUGGAUCAAUCAGCAGCAGACGAAGAUGUUGAGCGGACUGGAGAUAGAAAUAUACGCGAUCGCGGAGGGUAGAGUAAUCAGUCACCUCUUGGAUCCAGAAUUCGAGAGUAAACUGCCGAUAAUUCCAAGUGAGGUGUCGCACGUGAACUUCACGUGGAAGGCCGGGACUAAAAAGUAUUAUUACAAUUUUUUUCGCUUGAAAUCGUUCGACGAGAGCAUUCUCAAAACUCCAUCCAUCACGAUUGAGACCAAAGGACGAGUGCCUAAGAGACCGAAAGAGUUCAGUGUUCUGCUACCUUGCGCCGGCAAGGGAAUAGCGCAAUUCGGGAUCGGUCUAAUGAUCGAGUCGCGCAACGGGAUACCUCUGAACGGGACGCCGCUACGUUUCCGUUUGAGAAAAGAAUGCAGCGUGCGCGGUGAGUCCGUCAGUCGCGCCCACGAUCACCACCUCUUCGCUCGCACAUACAAACCUAAUCCUGGUCCUUGUCCGGACGGUUACCUGGGGCCGCCUCAUUGUAACAAAGCGCUUUGUUAUCCAAAAUGUAUGCAUGGUGGAAACUGCACGGCACCAGGUGUAUGCUCGUGCCCGCCAGGAUAUCAGGGACCCUACUGUGAAGGAGGUAUAACGAAUUGUAUAGGUCACUUAUACAAUACAUUUUUUCCCAUCUCACUGGCAGUCUGAUUUUAUUAAAUCCAUAAAUUCUCUUUUAAGCUGACGUCAUAAUAGAUCUUUUCAUAUCCAUUUCCUCUAUGUAA
Molecule: messenger RNA, 3251 nt
Organism: Nylanderia fulva
Lineage: Eukaryota; Metazoa; Arthropoda; Insecta; Hymenoptera; Formicidae
Source: RefSeq, a predicted model, not a curated record